This is a messenger RNA of Eptesicus fuscus (big brown bat), 1602 nucleotides long. RefSeq names its product UDP-glucuronosyltransferase 1A1-like. The record is from RefSeq and is a predicted model, not a curated record. The transcript is spliced from 5 exons. Gene Ontology annotation, molecular function: UDP-glycosyltransferase activity. NCBI's taxonomy places the organism in Eukaryota, Metazoa, Chordata, Mammalia, Chiroptera, Vespertilionidae. Bases 1 to 1602 code for a protein of 533 amino acids.
AUGGCGGCAGGGUCCCAGAGCCCACGUCCGCUUGUCCUGGGCCUGCUGCUGUGUGCGCUCAGCUUGGCUGUGUCCCAGGGUGGGAAGAUAUUGUUGAUCCCCAUGGAUGGAAGCCACUGGCUAAGCUUUAGCGGGGUCAUCCAGCAGCUGCAGCAGAGGGGGCAUGACAUCGUGGUCUUGGCGCCUGAAGCCUCGGUGCACAUUAGAGAAGGAGCAUUUUACACCUUGAAGACCUACCCCGUGCCAUUCCGAAGGGAGGACUUGGUAGCAUCUUUUAUUGAGCUUGGGCAUAAUGCAUUUGAGAAGCAGUCUUUCUUGCAGCGUCUGAUCAAAACUUACAAGAAGGUCAAAGAGGACUCGGCUCUGUUAUUGUCGGGGUGCUCCCAUCUACUGCACAACAAGGAGCUGAUGACCUCCCUGGCCGAAAGCAGCUUCGAUGCUGUGUUGACUGACCCUUUCCUUCCUUGUGGCCCUAUUGUGGCCUGGUAUCUGGCUCUGCCUGUUGUGUUCUUCUUGAAUGCACUGCCAUGCAGUCUGGACUCUCAGGGUACCCAGUGCCCCAACCCACCAUCCUACGUGCCCAGGGCUCUGUCAUUUAACUCAGAUCGCAUGACCUUCCUGCAGCGGGUGAAGAACAUGCUCCUUGCCUUGACAGAGAACUUUAUGUGCAAUAUGGUUUAUUCACCGUAUGGGCAACUGGCUUCGGAAGUCCUUCAGAAAGAUGUGACUGCCGAGGACCUUAUGAGCUCUGCAUCUAUCUGGCUUUUCAGAACGGACUUUGUGAAGAUUGCUCCCAGGCCCAUCAUGCCCAAUAUGGUUUUUAUUGGUGGGAUCAACUGCGCUAACAAAAAACCAUUAUCCCAGGAGUUUGAAGCCUAUGUAAAUGCCUCUGGAGAACACGGAAUUGUGGUUUUCUCUUUGGGCUCAAUGGUCUCGGAUAUUCCAGAGAAGAAAGCCAUGGAAAUUGCUGAUGCUUUGGGCAAAAUACCUCAGACAGUGCUGUGGCGCUACACUGGGACUCGACCAUCGAAUCUUGCGAAGAAUACAAUCCUGGUCAAGUGGCUGCCCCAAAAUGAUCUGCUCGGUCACCCGAAGACUCGUGCCUUUAUCACACAUUCUGGCUCCCAUGGUAUCUAUGAAGGAAUAUGCAACGGCGUUCCAUUGGUGAUGCUGCCCCUGUUUGGCGAUCAGAUGGACAAUGCAAAGCGCAUGGAGACCCGGGGAGCAGGAGUGUCCCUGAAUGUCCUGGAAAUGACUUCUGAAGAUUUAGAAAAUGCCCUCAAAACUGUCAUCAAUGACAAGAGCUAUAAGGAAAACAUCAUGCACCUCUCCAGCCUCCACAAGGACCGCCCCAUUGAGCCACUGGACCUGGCUGUGUUCUGGGUGGAGUUCGUGAUGAGGCACAGGGGAGCCCUGCAUCUGCGCCCCGCGGCCCACUUCCUCACCUGGUACCAAUACUAUUCUUUGGACGUGAUUGGCUUCCUCUUGGCCAUUGUGCUGGGAGUUGCCUUUGUCGUCUAUAAAUGCUGUGCCUUUGGCUGCCACAAAUGCUUUGGGAAGAAAAAGCGAGUUAAAAAAUCUAACAAAUCCAAGGCACACUGA